Molecule: messenger RNA, 633 nt
Organism: Somion occarium
Lineage: Eukaryota; Fungi; Basidiomycota; Agaricomycetes; Polyporales; Cerrenaceae
Source: the annotation of a GenBank genome assembly
UGAUGUGCUCAGAAUAUGUGAGUUCGUGACCUACGUGAGAUUGGGAAGGUUCUAUACAGACAUUCGAUUUCGCAUGCCAUGUCGCACGUUCCCGCAUGACGACGUUGCUUAUACCGGAAGGUCGGAGACAUGCGAAGAUGGUGAGUGUGAAGACAAGGGGUACCGGAGCCAGAGUACGUCGCGUUGGGGAUACGGGAAUGAACAUGAACAUGAAAAGAUGAUCCUAGCGGGUAUCUCGAUGAGGAACCACAAAAGCGAUAUUUGGAAAUUCGAAAAGCCAAUGGAGAUUACACAAGAACUGCAUCCAGACCCAUGUUUCCUUGGUUCUGCAGGCUCGAAGGGUCAUCGCCAGACCCAGAAUAUGCAACGGCAGGGGCCUAGAGAGUGCAAGGUACGAGGGGAAAGAGGAACGGGGAACUGCGCGGGAAGAAGUAAGCGGGAGAAUCAGAAGAGCUUGCUCUUGCUCUUGUCUCUAGGGGGCGAUACUAUUGAGGAAGUGACCCUGGAAAUGAAGAAGGACGAGAAAGGGAAUCGAAGAAGAGGAAGGUCCUGAUGCACAUACAUAUCGUUGAUGUGCCUCGAAUGUACAUUCUUGGGAUGACCUGGGGCUGAAAAUAAACUUCAAAUACUACG